UUCAAGCGUUGUCUCUCUCUCUCUCUCUCUCUAAUAAGCACAAGUCGCCACUUUCCAAUCCCAUUCAUUUCCAGCAUCAGUGUUGGUGGCGUUUCGGCUAACAUGACUAGCCUAGGCGUACAAGCGGUGACGGGGCGGUGGUUCAUGUUGUUCGCCUCCUUCUUAAUCAUGUCUGCCGCCGGCACCGGCUACAUGUUCGGACUCUACUCCAACGACAUCAAGUCUUCACUCGGCUAUGACCAAACCACUCUCAAUUUGCUCAGCUUUUCCAAGGACUUAGGCGGCAACUUCGGUGUACACUCCGGCUUACUCAACGAGGUCACUCCACCCUGGGUGGUGCUUGCGGUGGGCGCAGUGCUCAACUUCUUCGGAUACUUCAUGAUUUGGCUAGCCGUAACCAAAAAGAUCUCCACGCCUCAAGUGUGGCAAAUGUGCCUAUACAUAUGUGCAGCCGCCAAUUCCCAGGCCUUCGCCAACACUGGUGCCCUUGUCACGUGCGUCAAGAAUUUCCCAGAGAGCCGUGGCGCCCUUCUGGGACUCCUCAAGGGCUUCGUCGGUCUCAGCGGUGCCAUCGUAGCCCAAAUCUACCACGGCGUCUAUGGCAACGACUCCGAGUCUCUCAUCCUCCUCCUUGCCUGGCUCCCAACGGUGAUCUCCUUCGCUUUCCUCCGUACGAUUCGAAUCAUGAAAGUGAUCCGACAACCCAACGAGCUUAAAGUGUUUUACGAUUUCUUGUAUAUAUCGCUUGGGCUGGCUGGUUUUCUCAUGGUUAUAAUUCUACUCGAGAACCAAUUUCAUUUUACUAGGAUGGAGUACGGCGGAAGCGCCGUCACGGUGCUUGUUCUGUUGUUUUUGCCGCUGGCAGUUGUGAUUAGAGAAGAGUAUGGUAUUUGGAUGGGGAAGAAAUCACAAGCGAUAAACAAAUCGACGAGCCAAUUGGAAGUUAUGGUCGAGAAACCAAGUGGGGAGGCGGCGGCUCCGCUGCGGUCGCCGCCGUGCACCAAUGGUGCUGCCACAAGUGAACUAAUUUUGGAAUCGACAUCUUCUCUGUCCAUCAAUGGUGCGCCAACUACAGCUCAAACACUACCCACUUCCCUAGAGCAACGAGAAUCCAUCUCCUGCUUCAAAAACAUGUUCCGCCCACCAAACAGGGGCGACGACUACACCAUCCUCCAGGCCCUCUUCAGCAUUGACAUGCUCAUCCUCUUCUUCACCACUUUCUGCGGCAUCGGCGGAACCCUAACUGCCAUCGACAAUCUUGGCCAGAUCGGCACCUCCCUUGGCUACGCAGAAAAAUCCAUCUCCACCUUUGUCUCCCUCAUCUCGAUAUGGAACUUCCUAGGCCGCGUCUUUGCCGGUUUCGCCUCUGAGAUCUUCCUCAAAAAGUACAAAUUCCCUCGCCCUUUAUUCCUCACCCUCAGCCUCCUCUUCUCCUGUGUUGGACACCUCCUAAUUGCUUUUGACGUCCCAAACGGCCUCUACAUUGCCUCAGUCAUCAUUGGAUUCUGCCUCGGCGCCCAACUGCCUCUCUUCAUGGCAAUCAUAUCCGAACUCUUCGGACUCAAGUAUUACUCAACCCUAUUCAAUGUCGGAGCUAUGGCGAGCCCGAUCGCAUCAUAUGUACUAAAUGUUAAGGUUGCAGGCCACCUGUAUGAUAGAGAGGCUCGCAGACAAAUGGUGGCAUCUGGGGCCACUAAAGGGGCAGGGAAUGACUUGAAUUGUAGCGGGGCGGAUUGUUUUAAGUUGGCUUUUAUUAUUGUAACAGCGGUGACAUUUUUGGGGGCGAUUGGUUCAAUGCUAUUGGUGGUUAGGACAAGGAAGUUUUAUAAAAGUGAUAUUUAUAAGAAGUUUAGGGAAGAAGCGAAGGUGGUGGAGAUGUAGAUAUGGAGGUGGUGGAUGAGGGGUGGGGGAGAGGAAAGGGGGUUGAUGGAUAGAUUGAUUAAACCGAGAUACUUAUAUUUGUACUGUAUUAAAUAAGAACAAAAGGAGGAUGGAUGCAUAUAUAGGUGUAUCAAUCAUGGGGAGAAGAUCGAAGGGAUAUUUACUAGUUAAUGUCUCUUUGCUAGUACUGACGUAUAUAUAGUCCUUGUCCUUGUGUUUUCCCUU
Molecule: messenger RNA, 2106 nt
Organism: Rhododendron vialii
Lineage: Eukaryota; Viridiplantae; Streptophyta; Magnoliopsida; Ericales; Ericaceae
Product: protein NUCLEAR FUSION DEFECTIVE 4-like
Exons: 4
Coding region: 103-1881 (592 amino acids)
Biological process (GO): transmembrane transport
Cellular component (GO): membrane
Molecular function (GO): transmembrane transporter activity
Source: RefSeq, a predicted model, not a curated record